GGCUUCAACACAACCACAGCCUUGACCCCCUCCAUGCACUUGCUGUGACCACUCCCCCGCCACUAUGAAACCUAGAACAGUCCCAGCACUUGCAAGAGGCCCACAGGACAGAUUUGGCGAGACGGAAGUGGCCGAGCAGGGAAAGCUGGGGCCGCCCCUCUGCGUUCCCCACCUGAGUCACAUUUUCACAGACUGGAAAGUGUGAGUGAGAGUGAGCCCAGCCACACGAGGGGCAGCCGUGGUUGGGGGACAGGAAGAAGAGGAGGGUACGGCGGGAAAGGGGUGGGGCUGAACCCCAGGUCUAAAGGCGGCCCCCCGGGGGCCCUGCGGGUGGCUUCCACAGCAGGCAAAGCACACGAAGCACGUUGGGCAAUUGUGGUUUCCUCCCAGCUCAAAGUACCCAGGCGUGCCAGCCCGGCCCUUGGACGACCCGCGGCGGGCAGGGAAGGUGGCGGGGGUAGGGGGGUCGUCUCAUCUAUGACAGGCAUGGAGGAGAUGGUAGUACACCCCUCGGUGUUCGUGGUGGACGGGCAGACGGACAUCCCAUUCACCAGGCUGGGACGAAGCCGCCACCGGAGACAGCCCUGCAGCGCGGGCCGCGUGGGCCUGGGGCUGCUGCUGUUACUGCUGGGAGGAGGGCUGGCCGUGCAGGGCUGGUUCCUCCUGCAGCUGCACCAGCGCCUGGGGGAACUAGGCAUGCGGCUGCCGGACCAAGAUACGGGCUCCUGGGAGCAGCUCAUCCAAGAACACAGAUCCCACAAGGCCAGCCCAGCAGCACACCUGACAGGGGCCAACUCCAGCUUGGCAGGCACAGGAGGUCCCCUACUCUGGGAGACGCAGCUGGGACUGGCGUUCCUCAGAGGCCUCAGCUACCACGACGGGGCCCUGGUGACCACGCAAGCUGGCUACUAUUACAUCUAUUCCAAGGUGCAGCUGGGCGGCGUGGGCUGCCCGCAGGGACUCUCCAUGGACAGGCCCGUGACGCACGGACUCUACAAGCGCACGUCUCGCUACCCGGAGGAGCUGGAGCUGCUGGUCAGCCGGCGCUCACCCUGCGGGCGAACGGCCAGCUCCCGCGUGUGGUGGGACAGCAGCUUCCUGGGCGGCGUGGUGCACCUGGAGGCCGGCGAGGAGGUGGUGGUACGCGUGCUGGAGAAGCAACUGGUGCGCCUGCGGGACGGCACCCGCUCCUACUUUGGCGCCUUCAUGGUGUGAGGAGUGCGACUCGCUGGGACCCCAGACAGGGGCCCAGCGCAGGGACACCAGGCACUUUGGG
Messenger RNA from Ochotona princeps (American pika), 1276 nucleotides. It is a transcript of the gene TNFSF14, whose product is annotated as TNF superfamily member 14. Gene Ontology annotation, biological process: immune response. Gene Ontology annotation, molecular function: tumor necrosis factor receptor binding. The record is from RefSeq and is a predicted model, not a curated record. Gene Ontology annotation, cellular component: membrane. Bases 478 to 1215 code for a protein of 245 amino acids. The transcript has 4 exons. Lineage: Eukaryota; Metazoa; Chordata; Mammalia; Lagomorpha; Ochotonidae.